AUGUCGUUCAUGGACGACCCCGGUGGUCAUUACCCGCUCGAUCGAAAGCUGGCUCAACUACGGGCUGACUUUGGAGAGGACAUUGCGGUCUAUGACUAUACAGACGACGGCUUGGUCGAGUCCACGGCGGGAUUGGAGGAAGACAUGAACGAUUUCAAUGACGAGACAUUCGGAAUGGAUACUGUUGAUAAAGAUUUUGAUUUUUCGGGCUCCACGGCUCAAUACCUUGGUGCCUUGGAACCCCCCAAGCAAAAAUCACAAGACGGUGCCAAUUGGACCACCAUGUCAAGUCUUUUGGCGGACCGUGAGCCCAGCGGAUCGUUAGCUCCUCGCUCUUCUUCACCGUCUCGUCGCAAGGCUGGACCCGUCAGCCUACUGGAAGAUCCACUGCUUGCGCCCAAAUCGAACAUUAACCAUCGCCAUUCAAGCGGCCCAUUCCCUGCUUCGAAGCCACCCGGAAGUGCGCCUGCUGCCACCGUGUCCAAGCCCCACAAGAUCCGUACCUUGGAGGAAAUUGAAGCAGAACUCCGAGCCAACUCCGCUGCAAAGAACUCUAUCCCCCCAGCCGGUCUCCCCCCUCAGGCGUUGACCUUAGAACAAGUUGAGGCUGCGCUGUUGGCGAACCACGAAAGAAAACUCGCGACUACUACUGCCAGCAGAUCAUCAACCCCUCAUGCGGCCCUUCCCUUCUCUCAGCCAUCCUUACAGAGUAGAGCUCAGUCAGUACAGCAAAUCCAUAGAAAUAUCAACGCACAACCCCUCAUCUCAUCUCCCGUCAUGGCACCCAUGCCCCGGGGGCCUCAAACUCCAUCCAGUUUGCCUCCCCAUAAUCAUCCAGCUCAUCCAGCCCAUCCGCAACAUUCGGAAUGGUUGCGUCUGCAGCAGCAACAGCAUCAAAUGUACAGCAACAUUCCAACUCAACAACAAAUGCAAAUCCAGCCCUUAAUGACACGCCUUCCAGCUGUGCCCUCUCCCCCCCAAGUCUUACCCGGUCGACAUGUAUCCAACCCGCCCGUUGCAGGAUUCGGUCAUCACAUGAGAACUGGAUCCGUCCCACCUCGCAGUGCAACGCAGACCCCAUUUGUUCAGACCCCAAGUGGUACGAUUCCUGUCGAAGAACUUCGUUCUGCGGCUGAAGCUCGCAUCCAGGAACAAGAACGACGAGAAGCUCUUCGCCGAAGGAAAGCUACCAAGAUUGCCGAGAUGUCAAAGUACAACAACCUUAUGAGUCAAGGUGACAAAGAUUUCAUCACACGGAUCCAAGUAUCUCAACUUGUCAACCCCAGUCACGGCCAAGCUGGAUUCGAUCCGUAUGCCGAUGACUUUUACUUUCACGUAUACUCCGCCAUUCGGGCUAGUCGAGUGGCCGCUCAGCACCAAGCUCAUACAGCUGUUGCUGGGAGGCGCGCCCAGGCCGCUUCUUCUGACGAGAGGAUCAGCCAAGACUAUGAUGGGAUCGGUGGCCUCGAGCCAGUCCGUAACUCUCGAGCAAUCGAAAGACGUUUGACUCGACGUGAGCAUGCCAUGAUUCGAAUGGCGCAAAACGUUCAGAGGAUCAUCGAUCAUGCGAAGGAACGCCCCAAAAUGUCACAAGUCUCAUUGGAGGGAGCGUUGGGUAAAAUUUCUUUGCGAACUCGCUCUGCGCCUCGGCAAAUGCUUCAAGUCCAACCGACGUCUUCAGACGACUUGACCACAGCCGCAGGAGGUGAAAAUCAUCCCGGGGCACUAGCCGGCUCACUACCAAACACUACCCCAAUAGGUGCUGGUCAACCUGCCAUGCGUCACCGGCAAAUCCUGAUGUCCCUGGAAAGGUUAUAUUCUACGGUGCUUGAAGUUGAACAACUCCGCCGGACCCAGCCCAGCGCCCAAUCGCUCGAGAUGGAAGAUGGAAAAAGUCAACUGGAUGAAUGGGAGGCCCAGUACGAAAGCCAAAAGGAUAAAAUUUGGAAGCAGCUUAGGGUUUUGGAUCCUCUUGGUAUAAGCCACCCCCACCCCUUCGUCUCGUUAAUUUCCGUUCCAAAGGGCAAACGAGUUCUUCCUCGAGUGAUGCGACUAUUGAAUCGCGAGCAAUCCCUUCAAGUUCUCACUUUACUCGUUGCCACUUUCGAAACCGUCGAUGUCGUGUCCGAUGCUCGUAUGCUCGAUCUCCCCUCCGAUUCCUCCUUCUCAUCAGAUCAGAGAAGUCGUCCAGAGAUUGAGUUGGAGACCGAGCUAUUCAUGAAUUGCGUAGUAGCACCGAUGAUGGCUGUUAUUAAUAAGAUAUCUUUAGAUCUUGUGACUGGACUCGUUUCGCUUUUGAUGGCGCGCAACGACCUCAUGCAGAUUGCACGCUCGAAAGCGGGGAUCGCAUUUUUAACCUUGUUUUUAAGUCGUGCGGAGCUGCUAAGGAGUGUACCAUCACUUGAGAGUAAUGAACAGAACGAGCCAACUACUCCGAGUCAUGAAUCGAUCUCAAGAUGGCAAGGCGUGUUCAAUCAAUUAUUCCACUAUCUCAGUUCCGACUUUCCUUCUCUAUUCCCAUCGACUCGUUUGGCUGGAGCAUUGUCCUUAGGAGCUGGAUUGCCUCCCCAAUUGGCCACCGAUUCACUGGAGAUGAACCAGAAGUACAUGAGGUCUGGGAUCGAUCUCGAGGAUGAACCAGUCUGGCAAUUGAUGGCCGCCUUGGCCGUUUCGACUGACUCCGAUGGCCAGCAAAUCUUGGUAGGCGGAUUGAGAGGCAAGGUCUUGGAGAAUGUCAUUGCCGUCAACAAGAAAUCGGUAUCUGAUGAAAUUGGAUCUUUGAAAAUCAGGAACGUAAAUUUAAUGCUGCACGCUUUAGGAUUAGACGCAAGCAUGAUAAAACUUUAA
Molecule: messenger RNA, 2847 nt
Organism: Puccinia triticina
Lineage: Eukaryota; Fungi; Basidiomycota; Pucciniomycetes; Pucciniales; Pucciniaceae
Exons: 9
Coding region: 1-2847 (948 amino acids)
Biological process (GO): deadenylation-dependent decapping of nuclear-transcribed mRNA; P-body assembly
Cellular component (GO): P-body
Molecular function (GO): RNA binding
Source: RefSeq, a predicted model, not a curated record